This is a messenger RNA of Scleropages formosus (Asian bonytongue), 2080 nucleotides long. It is a transcript of the gene s1pr4, whose product is annotated as sphingosine-1-phosphate receptor 4. Gene Ontology annotation, cellular component: membrane. The record is from RefSeq and is a predicted model, not a curated record. Lineage: Eukaryota; Metazoa; Chordata; Actinopteri; Osteoglossiformes; Osteoglossidae. The transcript has 2 exons. The coding region runs from base 310 to 1482 and encodes 390 amino acids. Gene Ontology annotation, biological process: G protein-coupled receptor signaling pathway. Gene Ontology annotation, molecular function: sphingosine-1-phosphate receptor activity.
CAAUGUGUUUGCGUCUGCUGCUGCCAUGCCCAUGGCUGGUUGGGUGGGUCCAACCUGUGCUGCUUCCUUCCCCAUCAAAUAUAGAUGUGAAAAUAUCUGGCCAAGUAGGCAGUGCGGGGGGAUGCCUGUCAGCACACAGGAACACUAAAGGGACGCUGUGAGAAAGUCUCUUCUGAGCUCUCAGCUCUCCUGGACCUACUUGGCUCAAGCCAGGUACACAGAGAGAGAGUGAGAGAAAGAAAGAAAGAAAGAAAGAGAGAGUCAGACAGCCCCUUUCCACUAAGGUUACACAUUGUCAUCUGAGAGGAAAUGGAUGUACUGGAGUCCAUGGGUACAGCCAGCUCCUGCCCUGGAUUCCACAGCAGGAACAAAAGUGACGUGAUCCUGGGCCACUACAACUACACGGGUCGCCUGCACUCCAGGCAGCUGGAGAGCCGUGGAGUGAGCCUCACCAAGGCCAUGUUCCUGGCCAUCAGCGUCCUCAUCAUCCUGGAGAACCUGGUGGUGCUGCUGGCCGUGAUUUUUCGUUCCCGCCAGCGGAGCCGCUGGGUCUUCGUGUGCAUCGCCAACAUCACCUUAAGCGACCUUCUGGCCGGCAUCGCCUACGUGGUCAACCUGGUCAUGUCCGGCAGCAGGACCUUCCGGCUCAGCCCCAGCCAGUGGCUGUUCCGCGAGGGCGUGCUCUUUGUGGCUUUGGCCGCCUCUGUCUUCAGCCUGCUGCUCAUUGCUGUGGAGAGGUACACCACCAUGAUCAAACCGCUGCAUCAGAAGUCAGCCUGGAACACCUGCCGCAUCUACGCCUUAGUGGCCCUCUGUUGGCUGAUGGCCUUCGUUAUGGGGUUCCUGCCCAUGCUGGGCUGGAACUGCAUCUGCCAGAUGAAGGACUGCUCCACGCUCCUGCCCCUCUACUCCAAAAGCUACAUCCUCUUCUCCCUUAUCAUUUUCUUCAUCAUCCUGACGGCCAUCGGCAUGCUGUACGGUGCCAUCUACUGCCACGUGAGGAGCAACACGGAGGUCGGAAGCCAGCGAAUUCGGCGGCGCUCCCUGCGCCUCCUCAAAACGGUCAUCUCCAUCGUGGGAGUCUUCGUGGUGUGCUGGGGGCCGCUCUUCUUCCUGCUAAUGGUGGACUUCUCCUGCCACUCCCGCCAAUGCGCCCUGCUGUACGGCGCCGACUGGGUCAUCGCGCUGGCUGUGCUCAACUCGGCCAUCAACCCCCUCAUAUACUCAUUCGGCAGCACCGAGCUACGCAGGGCCAUCGCCGGUCUUCUCUGCUGCUGCUGCGUUAAAGCCGGGCUCUGCGACUGGUCCGGCCUCCUGUCCAAGGAGACCGACAGUACCUCGAGCAGCUGCCACAGACACAGCAGCCUGCGCAACAGCUUCAGCAGAGUGCGGAGCAUGAGCACCAGCCCCCAGCCCGCCGGCAAACCCAAGAAGCCACGCCUGAGUUCCACCACCUCCUGCCUCUCCGUGUCAAGCGGUUAAGGAGCGCGGCGGAGACGAGAGCGCCAACCACCGCAACUGUCGCUUCGCCCCCGCUCCACCCAGCGCGUCUGUCGGAGAACGCCCGUUUUUUUUUUUUUUUUUUUUCUUUUCCACUCCUUUCUUCUAAACCGAAUAGAAGUCAACGGCAGGCUGCAGCAGAAGUACGAGACGGCGCGCUUGCCUCGGACACGCGCGCUCGCAUUACGUGUCUUUUGUAUAGGUAGACGUGCUCGGUGCGGCGUACAGCGUAUCUUUGGAACAUUUUUGCUGUUACGGUGUUUUGUAGAGAAUGCAGGUAUCGUUUUUUUUACUAUUCCACUCUUGCUCAUGGCUGGAAAAUAUUAAUUGCACAGAGUCUGCCUUCGUAGCGUGUCUUUUUUCACAGCUCGAAAAAUCCCGUUUGCACUUUAACAUUGGCUCCCUUUCACCGUCACAAGGGUUUGGCACGACGUGACGCCGACGCGAAAUAACGCGAAACCGUCCUCGGGGACAUACGUGUGAAUUUACUCACAAAAGACUGACCUGCAAUACAGGGUAUUCAUUGUCGUUUUCUUAUUUACAAAUUGGAUUUGCACCUUUAUAUAUAGUUGCUUGAAAA